AUGGAGGCAGGAGGACAAAGACGAGGAACGCAGUGCUGGUGGCUUGCUAUCAGCUUUUCUCUGAUGCUCAGCUGUGUGGAGCGGGUAUCAGCUCAAAUAAAAUAUUCAGUUCCAGAGGAAGUAAAGGUAGGAAGUGUUGUUGGGAAUGUGGCAAAGGAUCUGGGACUGGAUAUCAGUUCACUGGAGAAACGACGGUUUCGUAUUGUUUCUGGAGCUGAAGAUGCUCAGUUUGAAGUAAAUCCGAACAAUGGCGCGCUGUAUGUUCACGGAAAUAUCGACCGAGAGGAGCUGUGCGAAAGAAUACAUCCAUGUAUCAAAAACCUAAAAUUGGUAGCUGAGAACCCCAUGGAAAUACAUCAUGUGGGCGUGGAAAUCAUGGAUGUAAAUGAUAAUUCCCCCAGUUUUCAAGAAUAUGAAAAAAUAUUGGAAAUGUCUGAAUCCACUAUAACAGGCAGACGAUUUCAAUUGCCAACUGCACAUGAUCCAGAUGUUGUUACUAAUACUGUGCGUAUGUACAAAUUAAACCAUAACGAUCAUUUUAGUUUACAAAUUCGAGAGAGAGGAGAGGACAAGGUACCAUUUUUAGUUUUACAAAAGUCUCUGGAUCGGGAAAAGGAAAGUGAACACAAACUAAUACUAACAGCAAUUGACGGCGGAAAUCCACCGAGAUCAGGGACUGUUAAUAUCACAGUCAUAGUCCUCGAUUCGAAUGAUAACCACCCUACAUUUAGUCAAGAAGUUUAUUACGCUACAGUACGUGAGAAUACAGAUGCGGGUGUGUUUGUAAUUAAGCUAAAUGCGACUGACCUGGAUGAGGGACUAAAUGGACAAAUUGAAUACUUUUUUGGUGGAGAACUCAAGGGUAAUUUAUAUGAGAUUUUUAAUAUGGAUAAGGACACUGGUGAGCUUCGAAUCAAUGGGGAAAUUGACUUUGAGAAAACUGAUAUUUUUAAGUUGGACAUCCACGCCACGGACAAAGGACAACCUCCGAUGAGUGCGGAUUGCACAGUAAUCAUCAAUGUAUUGGACGUAAAUGAUAAUAAACCUGAAAUAGAGGUAACAUCUUUGUCAAAGAUUGUAUCAGAAGAUUCCAAACCUGGG
Messenger RNA from Pundamilia nyererei, 1101 nucleotides. Its product is annotated as protocadherin gamma-A11-like. The record is from RefSeq and is a predicted model, not a curated record. Gene Ontology annotation, cellular component: plasma membrane. Gene Ontology annotation, molecular function: calcium ion binding. The annotation marks the transcript as partial. The transcript has a single exon. Lineage: Eukaryota; Metazoa; Chordata; Actinopteri; Cichliformes; Cichlidae. Gene Ontology annotation, biological process: homophilic cell-cell adhesion.